Messenger RNA from Tetranychus urticae (two-spotted spider mite), 2213 nucleotides. RefSeq lists its product as uncharacterized. Lineage: Eukaryota; Metazoa; Arthropoda; Arachnida; Trombidiformes; Tetranychidae. The record is from RefSeq and is a predicted model, not a curated record.
GUUGUUGCAUUGAAAAGCAUGUUAGUUGAAACAGUAACUUUACAGUUUGAACAACUUUCUCUGGGUUGACUUUUGUUGCCACUAUUUUUGUUUGUUAAUCAUUAUUUUGUAUUUAAAUAAUAAACAACAUUUGUGGAUUGUUGGUGAAACAGUGUUACAUUUGUGGUUCACCAAAAUCACCAUUUCUCAUCUAUUGACACCUUACUUACCUAGACUAGAUCAUCUUGAUAGAUCAAGAUGAUCGGUCAUUGGGAUAAAGUUGGAUAUUACAAAGGUUACUCUAAAGUGUUAAAUAAAUCAACCCUUUUUAACCAUCAACAUCUAUUUAAUCAUGAUACUCACAGUAAAUUGGAUUUGUACAGCAACAGUAUAACAACAACUUGUCAUCGUUUAAGUGGUCUUUUUGUAAAUAAUGUGUUAAAAGUGUUUUUCUGGUCCAUUUUGAUACCAAUCAUCUUUACCUCAUCAACGGUCCAAGCUAAAAAGGUUUUUCCAGGCAGUUUAAUCAAAGGACCAUGGUUUGAAGAGGAACCAAGAGAUGCUUAUAUUGUUAAUCAACCAAUUAGUCUUAAAUGUAGAGUCCAUGAUGUAUUAUCUGCCCAAUUCCAUUGUAAUCAUGGUCGUGAAGAGGAUAUCAGGAAACGUGAAACUAGCCAUGCUUAUUUUGACCCUGAAACUGGCCAGCGAAUUGUUGAAUUAACUCUCAAUGUGAGUAAAGGUGAUAUUGAUUAUUCAAGCAAUUCCCAACUUCAGGGAAACUUAUUAAGAGAUGAUUUAGAUUCCGAGAAAUCAAUCUAUAAAUGUUGGUGUUCAGCAUUCGGUGGUGCCCAAAGGGUAAACAUUGACAGUCGAAAAGCUUCUGUACAGUUUUCAUGUUUUGAUUGUGCCGAUGAUUCAGCUGAAAUACCAAAUUGUUACAAAUUUUGUGGUCCCAUUGAUGGUCGUUGGUCCCCCUGGUCAGCCUGGUCAACUUGUUCACAUGAUUGUCAGCAGGUUCGCCAUCGCACCUGUUCCAAUCCUCCGGCCAAAUAUGGUGGACAAGACUGCACUGGUCCUGAUUCUCAUAUUAGAAACUGUACGGGUGGAAUGUGCCAUGAAGACACAAUGAUGCAAUAUCCAAGAUCAAAUGCUUCCUAUCCUGAUGGGCGCAAGCCGGAAAUAUACAUUCUCUGUUUUGUGAUUGCCAUCUCGACUGCUCUCAUAUGUUUAGCUGUUUUCAUCUAUGUUUCUGUUAGCCAACGCAGGUACAAACAACCUGGAAGCAUGUUUGGUGAUGAUGGUGGCGGUGAGGAAGAUGGUCAGGCGAUGUUAUUGUUGAUACAGAAGCAGCAACAGCAACAGUUACAGUUACACCAACAGCAAUUUCAAACUCCGACACAUUCGCAAGUUCAAUCCUCUUCACCGUCUGGCUAUGUACAUGCAAAUGAUAGUGUUAACAUGUCCAACAGUCCAGAUGAAAAGAUGCAUUUAAUUAGUCACUUAAAUGCCUACAAGAACAAUAUUAUUGACCAUUUGGUUGUUCAUCCUGAUGCCCUUCGAUCAAACCGUCCAAACAUUGAGACAAUCAGCCUUAAUCAAACACCGAGCCACCAUUCACUUUCCAAUCAAAGUCAACACCAAGCAUUGUAUAUUCAACGGUCAUCCCCUUCACCGAGAAGCAGCAGUUAUGUCUCAAAAUCAUCAACACCUAGAAUCGGAGAAAUGCUGUCCAGGACUGAUUUGGAUACAACUGAAGAUGACAAUUAUGGAAGUGAAGCAGAUUAUGCUGAACCUUUCUUCUCCAAUUUUUCUCCUUUCAACACGCCAACCUCAUCGUCAAAGCCACCUCUUCCAUUAACUCGUCCUCCGUCCGCUCGGACCGAAGAUUAUCGGUCUGAUCAUAUGAAAAUACGUGCCAACAACGAUAUUCGUCCUCGCACAAACGAUCAAAAAUCAAAUCAAGUUAUUUUCUCUCGUGAUCCAUCAUCUCUCCGAUCAGCAACGUAAACUCAUCUAAUGCAUCUGAAACAAGACAAAAAGAGACUGUCAGACAAACAAAAGGUGUUCAGAGUCAAAAUUACUUCUUGUCAUGGAUUAUUAAGGAGAGAAUAGAUAUAAGAAACAAUGUUAAUACUAAUGAAAAUUAAACUUUUCCUAUUAACCUACGACUUAUGUAUCCUUUUUGCUAUCAAUUAUUAAUAAGUUCAAAACAAUUUACUAAUAAAAAAGUUACA